AUGGCUGUCGUAUUAAGCAUUUGUGCGUUAAUUUUUGUCUCGCAAAUAACACAACCAGGCAAAUGUUCGACCGCUGAGCAAGCUAUCUUUCGCAGAAAGGAGCAAACUUACUUAGCGAAUCAUAUCAUAAAAACAAAACAAGCAGAAAUCGAAUUAGAAUGUGGCAUGCAUUGCGUUGCAGAUGGAUCAUGUGCGUCAGUAAAUUAUAAAACGUUUGGAAUCGGUAAAGGUUUAUGUGAGCUCAACAGUAAAACACUACAAGAGGCAUCUGAUGCUGAUGGAAGUAAACAUAACCCUGAGUUCAUUAUUCGAUACUGCUGUAGUUAUAAGAGGUUGCUUACGUGUUAUAACAGUGUUAGCUUUUAG
Messenger RNA from Paramuricea clavata, 366 nucleotides. Lineage: Eukaryota; Metazoa; Cnidaria; Anthozoa; Malacalcyonacea; Plexauridae. The record is from the annotation of a GenBank genome assembly.